Molecule: messenger RNA, 909 nt
Organism: Fusarium venenatum
Lineage: Eukaryota; Fungi; Ascomycota; Sordariomycetes; Hypocreales; Nectriaceae
Source: RefSeq, a predicted model, not a curated record
AUGUACAGAAAAUAUUCUUCUUCCCCUCCAAGCUCGUUCGCCCAUUUAGCUCUUUCCCCGCCAGAAACAUUCCCGAUCCCAAAGUUUGCAUCAACGUUCCGCUCAUCUUACAAGCAAGAUUCUCCAGAUACCUCUGUAUCGGGACUGACCGAAAACAACAACUGCAGUGUCUCUCCGAUACCUCUGUCCAACUUUUUCUCGCGACAGCUCCUCUUUUCAGCACUUGAACUUGGCGAUUACAACCUUCAACAACCGCGCUCUAUCUGUUCGUCUGAUGACCUCGGCGACACGCAAUUAAAACGAUGCUUCGAGAUACUUCACGCGUGCCACAUGGCUUCCGACGAGGAUGUGACGUUUGUGGAAACCAGACUUACCAUGGAAGAGUUUCUGAAGGCUGUAUUCAAAGAUUGGUCGGCGAAUGACGAGGAAGAGAUGACAAAGCCAAAGAUGGAUUUUGCUAGAGGGUACCUGAAAGUUGGUUACAUCUGCAGCCAACCAAGCGAUCAUCGAACAUUCUCCGCCUGUACCGAGUCUUCGAACUGCGAAACCCCCGUCUUCGGCAUCGCCACCUACAAGACCCAACCAGCACAACUCAGCAUCAGUUUCACAACAGAAGAACCGUUUCCUCGUCCAAAGGAACCUCUGCAAGGCCUGUUCUGCCCUAUACAACGACAUGAUGUUCGCCAUAAAAACGGAAACGACUGGGUGGUCGAGCUGAGGGAUAACAUGAAGAGCAUUUGCGAGAAAAGGGUGGCCAGGUACAACAAGCGUCUUGCCGUCUGGCAUGCAAGAGUCUUGAUUAGGGAGUGGGCGAAGGGGAGUAUCUGCAUGGGCAGGGACGUUGAAGUCCUUUCUUUCGUUCUGAAGGAGGCUGUUGAUGCCAACUUUGCUAUGAUGGGUCAGCUUUGA